Capronia coronata CBS 617.96 is the source of this 1866-nucleotide messenger RNA. RefSeq lists its product as uncharacterized. Gene Ontology annotation, molecular function: ferric-chelate reductase activity. The record is from RefSeq and is a predicted model, not a curated record. Bases 1 to 1866 code for a protein of 621 amino acids. Gene Ontology annotation, biological process: intracellular iron ion homeostasis; copper ion import; iron ion transport. The transcript has a single exon. Gene Ontology annotation, cellular component: plasma membrane. Lineage: Eukaryota; Fungi; Ascomycota; Eurotiomycetes; Chaetothyriales; Herpotrichiellaceae.
AUGUUUGCCUUCUAUCUUGCCACAUUGGCAUCAAUCGUGAUGGCAGCCCAGCCAUCUGCCACCAGCAACUCGACGAGUUCCGGGGGCUCCUCCCAAUACCAGAACAAUGCGACGCAGCAGUACUUGAAUAUGCUCAACAAAAGUCUCGGACACAAUUAUCUCUGGUCUCUGCUCGCUGUCGUUGCUCUACUCUUGGCCUGGGUCACUGUAGCUCGAAUCAAUGCCCAUCUCCGACACCUUGCGUCCAUGGGCGGAGAUGGGUCACUUCGCUACUACUCCACGACCUCGCCUGUCAUGUCUCUUGUGAAGAGCAACAUAGUCUACGCCCCAAUUUUGUUUUACCGGCGAGCAAGAGAGUUGAAAUUCUCUCGACACGUCAAUUUCGGUUCCAUACCGUCUCGGUUUCAAGCAAUCUUCCUAUUCCUGGUCAUCGCUGCCAAUGUAUUCGCCUGCACCUGGAACAUUCCCUGGUCUGAUGCCCAACUUGAAGUGCUACCUAUCUUGAGAAAUCGGACCGGGACUUUGUCGGUGGUGAAUCUGAUCCCUAUUAUGGUGAUGGCCAGCGUGAAGAAUCCUCUGAUAUGGUUGCUGGACAUAUCAUAUGACACCUUCAACUUGAUGCACCGUUGGUUUGGCCGCGUGGCCGUCCUGCAAGCCAUCGUUCACACCCUCUGCUGGCUCAUCGGGAAAGUGCAGUCAAAAGGCUGGGGAGCUGUGAAGAUAUCGAUGCAGAGCCCAUUCAUCUAUAGCGGGCUGAUUGCCACGAUUGGAUUCACGGUGAUGCUACUUCAGAGCCCCAAGGUGUUUCGAAGCUUGUCCUACGAGUUCUUCCUGCAUUUCCAUUUUGUCCUCGCACUCAUGGUCAUGGUGUUUCUCUGGCGGCACCUGCAGUUGAAUAGUCUUCCCCAGAAGAAUCUCCUUCUAGGGGCCAUCAUCAUCUGGGGUGCCUCGAGAGGAUUCAGACUCGCCACUUUACUAUAUCGCAGCCUAGGAAGAGGCGGAUCGACCGCCACAGUCGAGCCUCUCCCAGCCGGAGCGGUCAAGAUCACUAUCACGACUCCUCGGCCCUGGACGUAUCGACCCGGUCAAUCUCUGUACCUGACACUCCCGGCGCUUGGUCUCUGGACGGCUCAUCCGUUCUCUGUGGCCUGGUCUGGACUUGAGACGGAAGAUCAUUUGACAAGAUCUGGCUCUGUCCGUUCCGAGUACAAUGAAAAGAACCCAAUCGUUCGCGCCAGGUUGGCGGAGGCGGAAGAAUUCUCCCGAGACCACACUGUUUCACUGAUUGUCAAGAAGCACACAGGGUUGACACAGAAAUUGUGGCACCAUGCCCGCAACACCGACAGUGCUGUUUCGCUCGGUGCACUCAUCGAAGGACCCUACGGCAAUGAGCGAAGCAUGGCUAGCUAUGGCACGGUGAUCCUCUUUGCAAGUGGCGUCGGCAUCACCCAUCAACUGGGAUAUGUGAGGGACCUCGUGCACGGCUACAGCCAAGGCACCGUGGCCACCCGAAGAAUCACCUUGGUCUGGGUCAUUCCCAGCACCGAGUGUCUCGAUUGGAUCAGCUCGUGGAUGCACGAGAUCCUGGGCAUGGAAGGCCGGAGGGAGGUCCUCACGAUCCUCCUCUACGUCACCCGCGCCGGUCUGAGCCAGUCUAUUCGAAGUCCUAGCGAUAUGGUCCGCAUGUCACGCGGCAGACCUAAUGUGGAAGAACUGAUAGGCCUCGAAGCUGCUCGAAAAGUGGGGUGUAUUGGUGUCAGUGUCUGCGCUGGUGGUGGGCUCGCGGACGAAGUCAGGCGGGUGUCCCGGGUGAUGCUUGACAGAGGCAUAAACCUAGAUUUCUUCGAGGAAGGGUUCGGAUGGUGA